Molecule: messenger RNA, 5086 nt
Organism: Hypomesus transpacificus
Lineage: Eukaryota; Metazoa; Chordata; Actinopteri; Osmeriformes; Osmeridae
Gene: hectd2
Product: HECT domain containing 2
Exons: 21
Coding region: 483-2777 (764 amino acids)
Biological process (GO): protein polyubiquitination
Molecular function (GO): ubiquitin protein ligase activity
Source: RefSeq, a predicted model, not a curated record
UCUCACUCAAGUUCAGUACAUUCACGGCAACUACAGAGGCGCGGAGAGGGUCGGGCGCUUACGUAAGGGCAACUCUGGUAUCCAAGCUUGUAACUAUGAACUUUUCAAACAAUAUGGCGCAUGUCUACAGCUGCGCUACAGACUUAGACGAUAAGACUCCUUGCGUUGGAAAUGAUGUAUGUAUAGAUAAUUCGUUAGAAUAGUGAUAAUAUAAUUUGGACGCGGACUCGUCGGAGUUUAAUACUAGUUCGCAGCAUCAGACCGCCCGCGCGCCUUCGAUAACUUUUGAGCGAGCCUACAGUACUCACCUGCUUGCCAUGAAGACUUGGACCUUUUUCGGUCCAUAACCGUUACUUUAUAACAGAUACCGAUUCUUGAAUAUUUUGUUAACGAGUAUGCGGGUAUCAUGUAUCUUUUUUGUUAGGGCAUAUGCUUUAGCGUAAAUGUCUGUGACUGCAACUUAAACGAGACAAGCAAAAGAAAUGCUGUUGAAUAUGAGGGAGAAUAACACGCCGUUGUGUCAGAGGGAGAAGGAGAGAGACAGACUUCCCCCGAUCUUCAAUCACUCCACAUCCGUUUUAGAGCGAGGGCCAAAGCUGCCAUACCCUUCCAUCAGCAGUCUCAUGUCUUCAGCCAAUCAGAAGAGAGAUGCUGCUGGUCGCUGUCUUUCUUCCCCCUUUAUCCUGCCCAGCAUCAAACAUGGUUAUAUUGCAGGUAGAGAGCUGCCCCCACUGUGUCCUGAGGUCAAACAGAAACAUCGCAUCACCAUCGAUAUCCUGCCCCCAGAGGUUAAAGCACGCCUCUCCUCCGACCCUGUCAUCCCUCUAAGAACCAAGACCACCAAAGAGUUCCUGGAGGACAUGGACAGGGCCACUGUCUCAGGAGACUGGAGGAUGGUCCAUGAGUUCUACUGGACCACGUUUGGCUCCUUCCUGGAACUCAACGCAGCCUUCAAGAAAGAAGCAAAUGCUCCUUUCAACACGACGGAGGACUCAGGAAUCAACACCAAGUUUGUCAAUGCUGUCUACGAUGCACUAAAUCUCACACCUCCUGACACUCAGAAGGCUGUGCUCAAGGGCAUCAUCAACUGUCUGCUGAGAGAAUGGAAGGGGCGUCGGACGAAAGAUGAUCUCAGGGCCUAUUUCAUCCUUGUUCAGAACCCACAGUGUACCAGUCCAGCCACCUAUGUCAUCUAUGCUCAUCUACUGAGACAGGUGGCAGCGCUGGCAGAGGCAGAUCUGCAUGUCUUAAUGCACUGGCUGAAGAAAUUGUCUUCUAAGCGCUUGAAGCACCUUGUGGAGCGUGUGCAUCUCUUCAUCUCCACUCGCCUGUUCCCCUCCAAGCCGGAGGAGCUUCCGCCCCUGGCCAAGUGCUCCUGGUGGAUCCCCUCCGCCACAAAAGUCCUCUCUCUGCUUAAUGCAGCCAACAGUCUGUCCAGUCGUCCUCUGCUGCCCUACGCAGACUUCUACAACCCCAGUCUGGAGCUGACUGACUACAUGGAGGACUACCGCUCCUGGCAGGCCCAGGGCCCCUCCACCAGGUUCACCUUCUGCCAAUUCCCCUUCAUCCUGUCUGCUGGGGUGAAGAAAGCCAUCAUCCAGAGAGACUCAGAACAACAAAUGAUCAGCACUGCUAGACAAAGCCUGGUGGACAAGGUGAGUCGUAGACAGAGAGUGGACAUGAGCCUUCUCUUCCUCAACAUCAGGGUCAGGCGGCUGCAGCUGGUAACAGACUCACUUGAUGAGUUGACCAGAAACCGUGCAGACCUGAAGAAGAAGCUAAGAGUUACCUUUGUCGGAGAGGCGGGGCUAGACAUGGGCGGACUCACCAAGGAGUGGUUCCUCCUCCUGAUUCGUCAGAUUUUUCACAUGGACUAUGGCAUGUUUACAUUCCAGAAGGACUCCCACUGUCACUGGUUCAGCAGCUGGAAGUGUGACAACAACUCUGAGUUCCGAUUGGUUGGUACUCUGAUGGGCCUAGCUGUGUACAACAGCAUCACUUUGGACAUCCGCUUUCCGCCCUGUGUCUACAAGAAGCUUCUAACCCCACCGGUUCCACCCUGCAAUCCAGAUGCUCCUGUCGGCAUGGCAACACUCUCCCUGGACGACCUGCAGCAGGUCAUGCCGGACCUAGCUCGAGGUCUGGCUGAGCUCCUCAACUAUGAAGGCAACAUAGAAGAGGACUUCUGUAUGAACUUCCAGGUCUGCCAUGAGGAACUGGGAAUCGUCAAGUCCUACAACCUGAAGUCUGGAGGAGACAAGAUCCCAGUCACCAACCAGAACAGGAGAGAGUUUGUCCAGCUGUACAUAGACUUCCUGUUGAACAAGUCCAUCUACCGCCAGUUUGCUGCUUUCUACCACGGCUUCCACAGUGUCUGCUCCUCAGACGCACUCAUGCUGUUGCGUCCAGAGGAGGUGGAGGUGCUGGUGUGUGGCAGUCCUAACCUGGACAUGAGCACCCUGCAGAGACUGGCCCAGUAUGAGGGCUACAGCAAGACUGAUCCCACUGUCAGGGCCUUCUGGGAGGUGGUGCUGGCGUUUCCUCCCGAGAUGCAGAAGAAGCUGCUGCACUUCUCCACAGGAAGUGACCGCGUGCCAGUAGGGGGUGUGGCCGACCUCAACUUUAAGAUCUCCCGGAUGGACGUCUCCACGGACUGGUUGCCGGUCUCUCACACCUGUUUCAACCAGAUCUGCCUGCCUCCGUACAAGACCAAGAAGGAGCUCAAGCAGAAAAUAACCAUCGCCAUGUCCAACUCAGAAGGCUUCGGCCUGGAGUAACCUCCCAUGUGCUGGCACACACACACCCACCGACACACUAUCACACACGUGCACACAGACAUUUCCACACCUUGAGAGACUGCCAGGGAUUGCAGUAGAGAUCUGUCCACAGGCAGGUGCCUGUCACCCACGACACAAAGAGAUAUUGCUCAAGUCACCUGUUACCAUAAGACCCUGAAGGCAUAUCAAGGUCACACUUUCCAGAGACUGGCAGCCCUGCCAGGUAGUUAGCUACUGUUCCACUAAGCUCUGGCUCAUUGAUACCAGACUGGUCACAGGGAAGGGGGUGCACGUUGUAACAGAACUGCCGCGUGGCUUUUUAAAGACAUGACCUAAAUGUGGGACAUGAUAGGAAUGUGUGUGUGUGUGUUCUGUAGUUGGGUGUGCCGGUAGGAGGGUGUGUGAGUGUGUGUAGGAAUAACUGUGUGUGUUAAAGUAGUUUGAAGAAGGUUCUGCAAGAGGGUGGUGUGACUCUCUUAAAGAGACAGAGAACCCUUAGCUACCCAACCAGAGUUAUGCCUCUCCCUGACCAAGGCCUGCAUGCCUGGAAGAAUAAACUCAGUCACGCUCUGACGCUGGUAAAUUAUAAAGAAUAAACCUUAACAUAUUUAAACUAAUAUAUAUUUUCUUGGCCUCAGAAAUGUUGGGACCAUAUUGAAAGAGGCAGUUUGUGUGCCAGAGUAUUAUGAUCCGACUUUCCUUUCUGGCUUUUAAAUGUUGGGACGAGAGAGGGAAAUUAUUCUCCCAAGUUGUUCAGUAGUUUGUCAAGCUAAAUAGGAUGAUAUGAAAUGUUACUGAAGGUUGUGCCAUAUAAAUGUACCUGUAACAUUUGUUGUUGAUAGUCACUUGGCACCAAAUGUGUAAUACUGUAUGGGAACGUGAUAAAGUAAUUGUCAGUCAUGUUGCUAUUAGCCAUGUUAUUAUGUAGCAUCUUGGUGUUCUAUAUGUAAUAUCUUUUGCGGCGUCCACUCUCAGGUUAUCCACAUCCUAAAUUGUAUGGUCAUGUGAAAGAGUUUCCAAGCUAAAAAAAGCUUCUUUGUUUACUUUUCUUGUGUAAGAUUCUUUUAUGGGUUUUUAGUAACGUUUUUUUUCUUCCAUGCUAGUUGUGAUUUGCAUUUAGUAACAUUUAGUAGUUGGUCUAAGAAGUGUGAAAUCAUGUGCUGUCGCAAGGGAAAGAAGAUUUAAGAAGCCAACCACUGGUACAUACAAUGCAGUUAUUCCUUAUCUAAGGUUAUUUCUGGCCAGUGUGAGAGUGGACAAGAAAAACUGGACACCCAGCCAGACUCUUAUCUUUGGCCGACUGACCAUGUCUGUCACACCACAUUCUUCCAGAGGCAAGUUUAGAACGCUCUGAAAUACUGCUGUCGUUCAUCACAUGCUGGACUGGCAGGUAUGCGUGGUGACAAGAUGCUGCCCUUCCCAUCUAAAGGUCACUGGAGGACAGAAAGGUAUGUCCCAAUGAAGUUACCUGGGGUGGAGGGAGGGCUGAGGCCCCUGUCACAAGCUGAAGAUGGGCUCAUGGUUGGGGCUGGGGUAGUGGGCGGCUGGCUGCCCUAGGGACUGCGGGUGAAGGCUGGGGCUGAGACUAGACGACGAGGAAGGGACCAGUGCUUGUGCUUGAGGCUGCUUGUGGGGCAAGGGCCCACAUAUUGACACUGGUGCUUGUAUACUGUCCAUGAUCUGGCCCCAGCACACCUAAGAGAAGAGAGACACGUAGAACACAGCAGGUCUACAGCAGGGUAGGGCUGCCGGGUUCAACCGAGUUACAGAAAUAUAAUCCUGAUACCGACAUAAAGAGCCCACUUUGUUGACUAAAUCUAUCUACACAAUGCUGUUCAUUGUCUUCUGAUCAUGCACUUCUUUAAAGGCAUUUUUUUGGGGGGGGCUGAACAUAUAUUGUUGACAAUUUACUAUGAAGUAUUCCAUAAACGUUCUGUUCAGGUUUACCCCAUUUCUCUCAUGGUCUAUAACCAUCUCAAGAGGAGCGUGUCCAUGCAAUGCUUCCCAGUACAUGUCCUGCAAACAGCACCAGGUCUAAAGUGUGUUUGUACAGAGGAACAAGGACUGUUCCAAGCUCUCCUUCCUCCACUGCUGCAGAGCUCCCCCGCCCGCCCAGCCAACAACAGGCAGCUUCAUAUGAACUCUAUAUGUUCUGUAUGCUUCUGGGUACAUGUUGUUCCAGAACACAGCCAGACCGGCCCAGAGUGUGCUGAGGGAUAUGUCAUGACUAAACAUUGCAUAAAGAACCAGGAAAUGGUGUAAUUGGUUAGCUGUGCAGUGCAUAUAUUUUGUCAUCAAAGAUGAAGUAG